This is a messenger RNA of Cylindrotheca closterium, 1599 nucleotides long. NCBI's taxonomy places the organism in Eukaryota, Bacillariophyta, Bacillariophyceae, Bacillariales, Bacillariaceae. The record is from the annotation of a GenBank genome assembly.
AUGACGAUUAAUCCCAUAAAAAAGAAUCCCUCUCAAGUUGCCCUUUCUGCUCUAAUGGAGGAAUCGAACUCGUUGCCAUCACCCUUGCUGCCGGAGUCAAUGAUCCAACAAUGGAAUUCGCUGACACCUGAGGUCAAGGCAGCCUUGAUUGCCUAUGAAAUGAACGCUCCUGGGCCAAGUAAGGUGUCGUCAGUCUCUAGCUUUACAUCCACUACAAGUAGCAGUGACGGCGACAGCGAAGACAAAACUGAAACUGGCGCCAUCGUCGAGGAGGACAAGGUAGCAGGCACGAAAACUGUGCUGACGCCUUUGGAAAGAGCUCCUGAGAAUGUUUUCGAGAUUACGAAAACGACGUCUCAAAAGAGCACUGAAGUUAAGAAGACUUCCGCAUCGACAGUCACUACCAAGACCAUCAUUUCUACGACGACAAAGGGGUGGAGAAAUGUCUUCACCCUACCCAUCUCCUAUGAUGUUAACAUGGUUCAAAAUGGGUCGCUUCUGGACCCUGCCAACCUUCAAAUGCUCGAAGCCACCGGAGUUCACCCCGAGGGCUACAACCGCAGAUAUGCUGUCGUCGACGCCGCUGUGGAAGCCGCUUACGGCCAAAGAAUCCGGGAUUACUUCACCGCCCAUGGAAUUCAACUUCAUACUACUGUUAUCAAUGGUGGAGAGGCUGACAAGCGUCCAGAGGCCGUUGAUAAACUACUCGAUGCCAUGUGCGAAUACAAGCUUCGCAGACGUGAACCAUUCCUGGCCAUUGGUGGAGGAUGCGUUCUGGAUAUUGCCGGUUUGGCAGCAUGCACAUACCGUCGCGGUGUCCCAUUUGUUCGUGUUCCAACCACACUUUUGUCUAUCGUUGACGCCAGUGUUGGAGUCAAGAAUGGUGUCGACUACUGCUGUGCCCCAAUGAACGAAAGCUUCAAGAACCGAGUGGGAUCCUUCUAUGCCCCAAGCUCGUGUCUAUUGGACACUGCCUUUAUCGCCUCCCAAGACAACAGAAAUAUUUCCAACGGUUUUGGCGAAAUUAUGAAAUUGGCACUUGUCCGGUCGCAGGAUCUCUUCGAAAUUCUUGAAACUCACGGAAAAGGCCUUAUCGACUCCAAAUUCACUAAGUGCGCUACCAUUCCUGAUGGAGUCAGCCAACGUGUUAUUGACCUAUCGAUUCAAAUCAUGCUGGAAGAACUUGGACCCAAUCUUUGGGAAUACAACCUCGAACGCUGUGUCGAUUAUGGGCACACAUUCUCCAAGUUGUUGGAGAUGGUUCCUGGGGCCGAUAUCAUGCAUGGAGAGGCCGUAAAUAUUGACGGAUUCUUCUGCUGUCUCAUUAGUUUCUUGAGAGGUUACGUCACUAUGGAAACUGUCGAACGUGUGUUCAAGUGUAUGCAAUCUCUGGAAUUGCCAACAACGUCGUCACACAUGAAGCCGGAUCUUGCAUGGCAAAGUUGCAAAGACGCCAUUGAACACAGAAAUGGUGCCCAACGAAUUCCUCUCAUCACAGGUAUCGGUGAGAGCGUCGUCGUGAGCGAUAUCACAAGAGAAGAAAUCGACCGAGCCCUUGAUCUCCUUGCCAAGUUUGAACACCAAAAAAGUGGAGAAUAA